AUAUACAAGCAUAAGAAUUUUCGCAUUAACUAUACGACCUAUGACUUGCGUCGCAGCCAGGACUGUGUCAAUCCGCGCAGUGAGGCUCCCGACAUCAUGGUCCUCGCUCAUGAAGACAGCGAUCACCCCUAUUGGUACACCCGUGUUCUUGGGGUCUUCCAUGCGAACAUCUGCCACUCGGGUCUCAGGUCACGCGACCCGUCACCUCAGCAUAUUGAAUUCCUCUUCAUACGA
Postia placenta MAD-698-R-SB12 is the source of this 234-nucleotide messenger RNA. RefSeq lists its product as hypothetical. NCBI's taxonomy places the organism in Eukaryota, Fungi, Basidiomycota, Agaricomycetes, Polyporales, Adustoporiaceae. The transcript has a single exon. The annotation marks the transcript as partial. The record is from RefSeq and is a predicted model, not a curated record.